UAGAUUCGUUGUCUGCUGUGCUUGUAGUCGGUCACACUUGUUUUCAACUUUUCAAGUCUGCGAUCGAGAUUUUUUCAGUGUUUUCACUGAAUUUGCUAUUUUAGAUUAAUUUUACUUUGCUUUCCACUGGUUAUUCGAAAAUGUCUGCAGGAGAUGUCGAUCAACGCAUCCGAGACAUUCAACGUGAAUACGCUGAAUUUCUCGACGACUACAAUCGAGAUGGAAUUUAUACUCAACUUGUGAAGGAUAUGGUGAGUAACAAACAAACUAGGUUGGUUGUCAACAUCAAUGAUCUUCGCCGUGUCAAUGCUGCUAGAGCCAAUGGCCUGCUUACAAAUGCUUUUGAAGAGCAAUUGGCGUUCCAGAAAGCUUUAGCAGAGUUUGUUGGAGGUAUUGAUUCAAGCUAUGCAAAGGAGCAUGACGAGUUUUUUCUUGGUUUCGAGGGAAGUUUUGGAGCAAAGCAUGUCACUCCAAGAAGUCUCACUUCACGAUUCAUUGGAAAUUUAGUCUGUGUUGAAGGGAUUGUCACAAAGUGUUCUCUGGUUCGACCGAAGAUCGUUCGCAGCGUGCAUUAUUGUCCUGCAACAAAGAAAACUAUCGAACGGCGUUACACCGAUUUGACUAGUUUUGAUGCAUUCCCUUCAAGUUCCGUCUAUCCAACCAAGGACGAAGAUGGCAAUUUGCUAGAGACAGAGUAUGGACUGUCUACUUAUAGAGACCAUCAAACGUUAACGAUCCAAGAAAUGCCAGAAAAAGCUCCUGCCGGACAACUGCCUCGUGCGGUGGACAUUAUUUGUGAUAACGACUUGGUGGAUCGAUGCAAACCUGGCGAUCGUAUCCAAGUUAUUGGCACUUUCCGCUCGUUACCAGGAAAACAAGGAGGAUUCACAUCAGGUGCCUUCAAGACGAUCCUCUUAGCUUGCAACAUUGUCCCCCUCAGCAAAGAGGCUUCCAUCUUCAUCACUAGUGAUGAUGUCCGAAAAUGUAAAAAAUUCUCUCGGAUGAAAUCAAUUGACGUCUUCCAGCUCUUGGCCAAAUCUCUGGCGCCUUCCAUCCACGGGCACGAAUACAUCAAACGUGCCCUUCUUUGCAUGUUGCUCGGCGGUCUAGAAAAGGUUUUGCCCAACGGUACUCGCCUUCGUGGUGACAUCAACAUUCUACUAAUUGGCGAUCCUAGUGUUGCCAAAUCUCAACUUCUUCGUUACGUCCUCUUCACGGCGCCGAGAGCCGUUGCUACAACAGGCCGUGGUUCAUCCGGCGUCGGUUUAACUGCUGCAGUGACCAACGAUCCUGAAUCUGGUGAGCGACGAUUGGAAGCUGGCGCCAUGGUUUUGGCUGAUCGCGGAGUUGUUUGUAUCGACGAAUUUGACAAAAUGUCCGACAUCGAUCGAACUGCCAUCCACGAAGUCAUGGAACAAGGAUCGGUAACCAUUGCAAAGGCAGGCAUCCAUGCUCGACUGAACGCUCGUUGCUCUGUCCUGGCAGCCGCCAAUCCAGUGUACGGUCGCUAUGACCAAUACAAAACACCCAUGGAAAACAUUGGCUUGCAGGAUUCACUACUGUCUCGUUUCGACUUGUUGUUCAUCGUGCUGGAUCUGGUGGAUGUUGAGCAGGACCGUCGAAUCGCCGACCAUGUUGUCCGAAUGCAUCGCUACCGUGCGUCAACGGAACAGGAUGGGGAACCGCUCCCAUUGGCCAUGAAUUUGGACAUGCUAUCGACCAGGAAUCCGGACGAGAAUGAGUCUACCGUCCAGGAGACGCCGCUUUAUGAAAAGUACGACGCUCUUCUCCACGGUUCAAGCCGUUUGAAAACGGACAAAGUCGUUAGCAUGCAGUUCAUGAAGAAGUACAUUCACGUCGCCCGCGCCCUUAAGGUUGGUUCGUUAUUCUUUGUGACAUUUGGCAAAGUUCUCAUGAUAUUUAAACUUGACAAAUCUCAGCCAACAUUGUCGCAAGAAGCAGCUGACGCCAUCGCUGAAGAAUAUUCGCGUCUCCGGUCUCACGAAGUUGAAAAUCCAGAUGUGGCGCGCACCCAACCGGUAACGGCUCGUGCGCUCGAGACGCUGAUCCGUCUCUCCACGGCUCACGCCCGUGCACGUCUAUCAAAAGUCAUCGAUGCUGAUGACGCGCAUUCGGCCAUUGAGCUCGUCCAAUUCGCUUACUUCAAGCGAGUUCUUGAGAAGCAGCGUAAGAAGAAGAAGGUUGAAGACGACGGCGAAGAGGAUGAUGAAGUCGAUACCGAAGAGGAGGAGGAACCGGAAGAAGAUGUCGACGAAACGACCGUGUCUACUGCCGAGUCGCAGAAAAAAAGGAAGCGCACUCGAACCACUCAGGAAGAUCCGUACGAAUUCGACGCUACCAGCAGCCAACCGACGUCCAGUGGCACCACCACCAAACGCGCCAAAAAGUCAACACAAGACACGACGGCAUCUCAAGGUUCCUCUUUGGAAACGGACUCUGUCCCGAUGGAUACGACCGUCCAUGAAGAUGAGACUCCCGCUUCUAUUAGCGAUGAGCGUUACAAUUUGUUCAAAAAGUCGUUGACCCAAUUAUUCCGCGAAUCGCGUGCCCAGUCGCUGCCUUCCAGCCGUUUCCGCGCUUACCUGGUCGAGAAACAUUCGGCCGAGCCUUUCCAGUCUCAUGAAACUCGGGCAGCAUUCGAAAGGAUGACGGAGGCCAAUCAAAUCAUGGUAGCAGACGAUAUUAUCUUUCUCAUCUAAUUUCCCUUAUCCGAAUGAUUUGGUGUCACCUUUCCUUCUGUUUACUAUUUCGAUACUAAUAAUUCAUCACUAAUUAAUCAAUAAACGAACAAAAAGA
This is a messenger RNA of Daphnia pulex (common water flea), 2817 nucleotides long. RefSeq names its product zygotic DNA replication licensing factor mcm3-like (gene Mcm3). Gene Ontology annotation, biological process: mitotic DNA replication initiation; DNA replication; DNA strand elongation involved in DNA replication. NCBI's taxonomy places the organism in Eukaryota, Metazoa, Arthropoda, Branchiopoda, Diplostraca, Daphniidae. The transcript is spliced from 11 exons. The record is from RefSeq and is a predicted model, not a curated record. The coding region runs from base 141 to 2720 and encodes 859 amino acids. Gene Ontology annotation, molecular function: ATP binding; single-stranded DNA helicase activity; single-stranded DNA binding. Gene Ontology annotation, cellular component: nucleus; MCM complex.